AUGGCAACUGAUGGAUUUUCCUCCCUUGCAUCAACAGUCGUCAGCUCACAAGGUGGUGUGGUGACUUGUAUGAAAGCGACGGCCAAGAAUGUUUUUCUUGGGUUGGACAAUGGAACAGUCAGUAUUCUGGAUGCGGACGGAAGGAGCGAAAAGAAUUUGAAAGCGGGUCAGAAGGGGGUUUGGUGUUUGGAUGUCUGGGAAGAUGAAACGGUCGAGGAAUGGAUUGUAGUUGGUGGGGUGGACCUGCUGGGUGUUUGGAGCUUGAGAUCGUUGUGGGUACCUUUCUUUUCCAUAUUGGCCGGACAUUCAAAUUGUGCUCCGGUGAUGUGGGAACGUGGCCUUGAUGCCUCCGCAAUGGGUGUAGCAUCACCAGACUAUGAGGAGAAGAAAGCAGACCUGGUAGGUCACACAUCGACGGUUCGGUGUGUCAAAACUUUGUCGAGCACAACUCUCAUCUCCAGCUCUCGAGACUCAACUCUGCGAGUCUGGGAUAUUGAGACUGCAACAUGUACAGCAGUACUGGAAGGACAUUCGCUUUGUGUUAGAAGUCUAGCUGUGUGCGGAGACAUUGUUGCCUCCGUCAGUUACGAUCAUGACGGUAGAGUGUGGAACUUGCAGAGUAACAAGUGCACACAUGUACUCAAAGGACACGAGAGCCAGGUUUACGCUGUAGACUUCGAUGGAAAGGUAAUCGUAACUGGUGGCUUGGACCAUACAGCAAGAGUUUGGUAUCCUGAUUCUGGUUCAUGUCUUGCGGUGUUGCGAGUUGACGCAGGAUUGGUUUCACACCUUCAACUGCUGCCAAAUGUAAUUCUGGGUGGAGAUAACACUGGGACGAUGCACAUGUGGUCGUUGGAAGAUUAUAGUAAGGUCCACACCGUGAAGGCACACGAUAAUUCCGUUACAUCGAUGCGAUGCACUGGCUCAAACAUUGUUACUGGAGGAUCAGAUGGAAAAGUCAAACUUUGGAAUUUGAGCACUGGAACCUUGUUACAAGAGCUCGCAACUUCGGAAGCAGUAUGGAAGGUUACUAUCACAAACCAACACACUAUUGCUGUGUUUUCCAGAAGUAAUGAGGUGGUCUUGGAGAUCUGGGCCGCAGUUGCCUCGACCACCGAGUAA
Molecule: messenger RNA, 1122 nt
Organism: Mollisia scopiformis
Lineage: Eukaryota; Fungi; Ascomycota; Leotiomycetes; Helotiales; Mollisiaceae
Product: WD40 repeat-like protein
Exons: 5
Coding region: 1-1122 (373 amino acids)
Biological process (GO): mRNA splicing, via spliceosome
Cellular component (GO): U4/U6 x U5 tri-snRNP complex
Molecular function (GO): protein binding; U6 snRNA binding; U4 snRNA binding
Source: RefSeq, a predicted model, not a curated record